This is a messenger RNA of Abrus precatorius (Indian licorice), 1120 nucleotides long. RefSeq lists its product as uncharacterized. Bases 78 to 872 code for a protein of 264 amino acids. The record is from RefSeq and is a predicted model, not a curated record. The transcript has 5 exons. NCBI's taxonomy places the organism in Eukaryota, Viridiplantae, Streptophyta, Magnoliopsida, Fabales, Fabaceae. Gene Ontology annotation, cellular component: chloroplast. Gene Ontology annotation, molecular function: acyltransferase activity, transferring groups other than amino-acyl groups.
ACCAAAGCAGAGGAAAGCAGAGAGAGAGAGAGAGAGAGAGAGAGAGAGAGAGAGAGGAAACUAAGGAUAAUACAAAAAUGACACUUAUUUCUUCGCUUUGUUCUUCUCCUCCGAUCACUUCCUCGUCGUCGUUUCCAUUCUCCACCAAUUCCUAUGCUUUCUCCAACCUCAGAUCCCAAAUCCAUUCUUCUCCUUCCACCAACAUUUUCACCCAAAAAAUCGACACCACUCUCCUCACCAUCGCCGAGUCCUUCUACGACGAUGAACUCUGGGCCGCUGCCUCUCUCCGCGUUCGUUCCUUCCACCAAUUCCGACCCGACACCUUCGGAGUUCAAGAUCAUACGAGGUACUUAGCGGAGCGUGAGUUCGAAGCACUUCAGGAGCGUGUUUCGGGGAAAAGAAUGGGCUUUAGAAGAGUCUCUUGCAUAAAUGCUUCACUUCCUUUGUCCCAUAUAGCCACCCUAUCUCAUGAUUUAUGCUCUUCAUGUAAGUUUUCUGCCAAUGGUGAAGACCGGAUUGUAGUUGGCACUCUUGAUCUUAAUCAGUGCUUGAGCCUUCCUGAUGAAAUUGUUGGAAUGAAACCAGAGGUCGUUGGAACUGAUAUCACAAGGGCAUACCUAAGUAAUGUAUGUGUUGCUAAAGAGUUGCACAGAAAUGGGUUGGGUUAUGCUCUUCUUGAAAAGUCAAAGUUAGUUGCUCAUGAUUGGGGCAUAACAGAUUUGUACGUCCAUGUUGCUGUUGACAAUGAACCAGCAAAGAAAUUGUAUACAAAGAGUGGGUUUGUCUAUGAAACUGAUGAACCUGCGUGGCAAGCCAGGUUUCUAGAUCGACCCCGAAGACUUCUCCUAUGGACAGGGCUUCCAAGCACCUAAUGUGACAGUGCUGUCUUGUGUUGAUAUGGUUUUCUGCCUAUCCUUGUUUGAAUUAUUUUCAGAAUAUUCCUACAUUGCCUCAUAUUAGUUCUUUUUCCUUUUAUUCCUAAGCCCAAGUGUAAAGUGUUUUGCCAUUUUAGCAAAUUCCCUGACCAGGUUCCACUUUUGAUGACAUGGAAUGGCUUCCCUUUAUUAUUUUGUCAAACGAUUAAACAAGCAAAAAUGAUCAUGUCUUUUCCGUUAUGCGG